GGGUGCGAGGCCAGGAGGAAGGGGAGGCCGGACUGGGAGGCGCCUCCGAGGGGGCGUCUCCCGGCCCAGCCAAUGGCCAGCUUGGAGGCGGAGAGAGAGGCGGGGCCGGAGCCGCCGGCCAGCCCGCUCUGCCUCCUCCCGGGUCCCUGCUCUCUGUCCUUCCCGCGGGCCGCAGCAGCGGAAGAUGCCCUUCAUCGAGCUGGAGACGAGCCUGCCCGCCGAGCGGCUGCCCGCUGACCUGCCGGCCAAGCUGUGCUCGGAGGCCGCCACCAUCCUGGGCAAGCCUGUGGAGAGGGUGAACGUGACGGUGCGGAGCGGGCUGCAGAUGGUGGUGGGGGGCUCAGCGGCACCCUGCGCCCAGCUGAAUGUGGCCUCCAUUGGCGUGGUGGGCUCGGCCGAGCAGAACAAAGGCCACAGUAGCCGCUUCUUCGACUUCCUGACACGCCAGCUAGCGCUGAGUCCGGACAGAACAAGCUGCAGAAGUCAGGGCAGCAAGGAUCCUCAUUCGGUUUUAUCCACUGGAGCCCUGGCAGAUUGGCAAGAACGGGACCGUCAUGACCUUUUUGUAAGGAGGCUGCCAAAGCAGCUCCUCCAGGGACCAGGCUGAGAGGCUGCGAGCGCCGUCUUGCUGUGAAGCACAGGGCCUUCUCUGGCACAGCCCUUUUCCAACUAGGCAACCCAGCUCCCAAAGCGGGAGCAUCCACAUGCACAGAAUUUCCCCCUUGGAGGCUGGUGCGCCUGCGUGUGUCCUGUGCUACACCUUGCGCUGUCCGUGUUUUGCUUGAGGCCCUUGGUUUGUGUCAGGCUGGCAUUUCUCUGUUGUCACCUAUGUUCACACGGGAGCCAGUCAAGUCACAGUUUGUUCGCCGUUGGCUUGAAAAUAAAAUGCCCUUCUUCA
Messenger RNA from Hemicordylus capensis (graceful crag lizard), 898 nucleotides. Its product is annotated as D-dopachrome decarboxylase-like. The record is from RefSeq and is a predicted model, not a curated record. Lineage: Eukaryota; Metazoa; Chordata; Lepidosauria; Squamata; Cordylidae. Gene Ontology annotation, molecular function: phenylpyruvate tautomerase activity. The coding region runs from base 185 to 607 and encodes 140 amino acids. The transcript is spliced from 4 exons.